This is a messenger RNA of Vollenhovia emeryi, 570 nucleotides long. RefSeq names its product 39S ribosomal protein L52, mitochondrial (gene mRpL52). Bases 116 to 529 code for a protein of 137 amino acids. The transcript is spliced from 4 exons. Gene Ontology annotation, biological process: mitochondrial translation. Lineage: Eukaryota; Metazoa; Arthropoda; Insecta; Hymenoptera; Formicidae. The record is from RefSeq and is a predicted model, not a curated record. Gene Ontology annotation, cellular component: mitochondrial large ribosomal subunit. Gene Ontology annotation, molecular function: structural constituent of ribosome.
AAGCAGUGGCGGUGAGGUCUACUGUGUGGAACCUAACCUAACCUAUUCACAGGCUUUGCAAGAAGAAAUUAAGUAAAUGUUAUUAUCCAAUUAAUGUACAACAUUGUCGUCAAAUAUGAUAUCGACUGCUAGAGCUGUACUUCGUGUCGAACAACACAUAAAUUACAGUAUUGUGGUUAAAGGGUUUCAUCAGUCCUGCGUACAAUACUUGGACCAAAGGUGGAGACAGAAACGUGGAUUAACGAGAAAUCCAAAUACUUUUGGUCCGCUGACAAAUUUGCCGGACUAUAUAUUUAAAGAUGGAAAACCCACGCCUCUUGGGGUAAGACAAAAAGCACGCUUGGAUAAACAACGUGAAUAUGCGGCAAAGAUUAUCAAAUUAGUAUCAGAGAUAGAUCAUGCUGUUGAGAGACAUCAUAGAUUGAAAGAAAAGGAGAAACAAGAAAGACAACAAAUUCUGGAUAAUAAGUUGAAACCCAAAGGAGAUUUACUGCUAAAGAAACAGUCAGAUUUACAAUUAAAAAAGUAGCUUUUAUGAUAAGAAAAUAAUAUACUUGUUUAAAUAUUAUC